GGGUGCUGAUGCCACAGAGAAGCGGGGCUGCAGCAGUGUCUCUGUGCGGGGCUGAGCUGCUGAUGGCUGUCAUGCACGCUUAGCCUCUCUGAUGGAGCUGCACCAGCCGUAGGGAUGAAGCUGGCAAGUGCAUCAUGCCAUCAUGCAUCCCCAGCAGAGCUGCUGCUGAGUGGCCCAUUUGUUACGAUGGACUGUGCAGCGAGGCGCCUGACGUUCUGUGUGGUGUGUCGUCACUGAACGCUGACUGCUUCAGCAUGGAGUCCUUCAUCGUGGUAUCAGAGUACGAUUCAACAGGUGCCAUGAGCGAGGAGCAGGGACUUGACCGACAGGAGGGACUGGAGGAAGAUGAGCACAUGGAGCACUGCAGAGAAGAUACAAUCAUGUCUGACAGCAUUGGACUUGAAGAGAAGACCAUCUCCAGCAUUGGCAGGGGCCCGUUAGAUGAGAUGAGGGAGGUGCAAGUCAAGCUAAAUUUUUCCAGUCGAAAACUCUCUCUCCAGGAAAGGUCCCAGUCAGCACAGUCUCCCGGGAGUAACAUAGACAUGAAUGAGCGAUACAUUUACCCAUCGCUCCCUUAUUCUCCAGUCACGUCUCCACAUUCGUCUCCUCGGCUGCCGCGGAGGCCCACAGUGGAAUCCAACAGAGUUUCCAUCACAGGCUUGCAGGACUGCGUGCAGCUUAAUCAGUAUAAGCUGAAAGACGAAAUCGGAAAGGGCUCCUAUGGGGUCGUGAAACUCGCGUACAAUGAAGAUGACAACACCUACUAUGCAAUGAAAGUUCUUUCCAAAAAGAAGCUGAUGAGACAAGCAGGAUUCCCACGCCGCCCACCUCCUCGGGGAGCCAGAGCCAUGCCUCAAGGCUGUUCCCAACCAAAAGGGCCAAUUGAACAGGUGUACCAAGAGAUUGCCAUCUUGAAGAAGCUGGAUCACCCAAACGUGGUGAAGCUGGUGGAGGUGCUAGAUGACCCCAGCGAAGACCAUCUGUACAUGGUGUUUGAACUGGUAAAACAAGGGCCUGUCAUGGAAAUCCCAACCUUGAAACCUCUCACUGAAGAUCAGGCGCGGUUCUACUUCCAGGACCUCAUCAAAGGCAUUGAAUACUUGCACUAUCAGAAGAUAAUCCACCGGGACAUUAAACCUUCCAACCUUCUUGUGGGGGAGGAUGGCCACAUCAAAAUCGCUGACUUUGGCGUGAGCAAUGAGUUCAAAGGAACAGAUGCCCUUCUAACCAACACAGUGGGCACCCCUGCAUUCAUGGCCCCAGAAACACUCUCAGAAACCAGAAAAAUCUUUUCUGGAAAGGCUUUGGAUGUCUGGGCCAUGGGGAUCACGCUGUACUGUUUUGUGUUUGGGCAGUGCCCCUUUAUGGAUGAGAGGAUUCUAAGUUUGCACAACAAAAUCAAGACCCAAAGCUUGGAAUUCCCAGAUCAACCAGAAAUUACAGAGGAGCUGAAGGAUCUGGUUACGCGGAUGCUGGAUAAAAACCCUGAAGCCAGGAUUUCAGUCCCAGAAAUCAAGUUACACCCCUGGGUCACCAAGAAUGGAGUGGAGCUGUUGCCGACAGAGGAUGAGAACUGCACACUUGUUGAGGUCACUGAAGAGGAGGUCGAGAACUCUGUCAAACACAUCCCAAGCCUGGCCACAGUGAUCCUGGUUAAAACGAUGAUCAGGAAGCGCUCGUUUGGGAACCCAUUUGAGGGGAGCAAGAGAGAAGAACGAUCGCUGUCUGCCCCUGGGAACAUGCUGACCAGGAAGCAAGGCAGUGAAGAUCAUCUGAAGUGCAAUGAUUUGCCAAACGUGGGAGAGGAAGAAGUUCUUUCAUGAAAAACAGCCUCGUGGUUACGAUGAGCAGCUUUGUCCACGGCACCUGACGCAGUGUGCACCUGAGACUGGGAGACGUAACCACACCUAAGCCAAAUGAAGCAUGACAUAGCAGCGGUCCAGUAUAAUGCUGAGUGUCAACUUUACAUAGCAGCAUGUGAGAAAUCAGACUACAGCACAUGUCAUAAACAUUGAACAUCUGAGUGUUAAAAAAGUCACCUCACUGAAGCGCGGUGGAUUUCUUGUGUGAAAUGUGUUGGCUGACAUCAGAAAGGUGAGCUGAUGUGAAGGACAGUGAAAGGGUUCACAAAUGACAAACCAGUGCAGUUGUAACAGCUUUUAAGUGGUGUGAAUGCCAGCUAUUCAGUGACUAAUCCCCAUGUUACAUGGGUAUGUUACACCCCUAGAUACAAGGUGGGCAUGCGUAAGUGUGAAGCUUUUGCAAAGUGGCAGACACGGCAGUGAAUUUAGAAUUAUGCACUUGGACUGUUCACGACGUACCAGAAAUGUUGUUGCAUCUAUUUCUUGAUUCCUCUGAAUUGAAACAUUUUUAACUGCAUGGAAAUGAAGCAAAAAACCACCACCUCAGCUGCUUUAACAAAGCCUGCCUCUGUGAGUAAAGUUUUAUCAGUUUGACUAAGAGCAUCUUCAGGAAGUUGGUAAACUAAUGCUAAUUACAGUACUUGAAGACACUGCUUUUCUUUCAGGUCUUGCUGUUGGCAUGACUAGCUGAACGCAUGUUGGGCAGAGUGUUCGGAAGGUAAAUGCAUCUAAGGGCUUACAGUCUGGGUGGCACUUUCUAAUUGCAGCGGGCACUUGAGUGAAAGGUUGUUGCUGGAGUAGCUGAGCUCCUUCUCUGAACAGCAAAAGAAGCACUAAUAAAAGUAGAUUUCUGAAUCUUCUACUUGAUCUAGAAUAUAUAGUGUAACAUAAUUCAGGGUAAAAUCCUUCACUUCCAUGUACAUUACAUGGUUUAAUACAAGU
Molecule: messenger RNA, 2804 nt
Organism: Gavialis gangeticus (Gharial)
Lineage: Eukaryota; Metazoa; Chordata; Crocodylia; Gavialidae
Gene: CAMKK2
Product: calcium/calmodulin dependent protein kinase kinase 2
Exons: 16
Coding region: 135-1823 (562 amino acids)
Biological process (GO): protein phosphorylation; CAMKK-AMPK signaling cascade; activation of protein kinase activity
Molecular function (GO): protein kinase activity; ATP binding
Source: RefSeq, a predicted model, not a curated record